Molecule: messenger RNA, 645 nt
Organism: Wallemia ichthyophaga EXF-994
Lineage: Eukaryota; Fungi; Basidiomycota; Wallemiomycetes; Wallemiales; Wallemiaceae
Product: Palmitoyltransferase PFA3
Exons: 3
Coding region: 1-645 (214 amino acids)
Biological process (GO): peptidyl-L-cysteine S-palmitoylation; protein targeting to membrane
Cellular component (GO): Golgi apparatus; endoplasmic reticulum
Molecular function (GO): protein-cysteine S-palmitoyltransferase activity
Source: RefSeq, a predicted model, not a curated record
AUGGAUCAUCAUUGUCCGUGGUUGCUCAAUCGCUGCGUCGGCUUUUACAAUUACAAGUAUUUCCUUCUAUUACUCUUCUACGCAGCAGUUCUCUGCUUGUAUGCUUUCGCAAUGACAGUAUACACUCUCGUACGCUCCAUCAAGCUCAACAUGACAAUAGAUCCUUGGUACGCACAGAUCGAGUGGGCUUUUGCGGCCGUAGAGACGUGUACGCUGGGAUUAGCGCUCUUAGGUUUUUGGAUCUGGCACUGCACGCUUGUAGGGCGUAACAAAACAACUAUAGAGGCAUUAGAGACGGAUCGGGCACACCGCAGUCACAGUCCGCGAUAUACAGCACCAACUACAUCACCCGAUAGCGCCAUUCUGCCACCGCCACCACCGUCCACCUCUCUUAGUGGAUGGGAGAGAAGUAAACUGACGCAGCUCGCUCUGGUCAAUAUAUUCGAUCGCGGGUGUUUAAAUAACUUUAUGGAUGUCUUGGGGUGGGAUGGUCGCGCCGGGUUGUUUGGCUGGUGGGUGUGGUUUGUACCGUUCAAAAACACAGCUGGAGCGCACACUCAGCCUGACACUUUCACCGUGGAAACUCAGCAAGCACUCAAGGUGUCUGCUAUUAGAGAAGAGCUUGACCGGUACUGGUAUCGGUGA